Mesorhabditis belari is the source of this 318-nucleotide messenger RNA. Lineage: Eukaryota; Metazoa; Nematoda; Chromadorea; Rhabditida; Rhabditidae. The record is from the annotation of a GenBank genome assembly.
AUGAAACUCUCCGUCCUUCUUUUCAUUUUCUCAUUCUUGGCUUUGUCGAUGGCUCAUUAUGCCAAAUAUCCCCAAGAGCUGAAAGCAAAAUAUCCCAAGUAUCCCGGACAAGCCGAAGAUCUGAAAGCCAACUAUCCAAAGUAUCCCGGAGAACCCCAAAUUGUGAAAGCCGACUAUCCCAAGUAUCCCAAACAACCCCAAGAUCUGAAAGCCAACUAUCCCAAGGGUUAUCCCGAAGGUCAAAAAUGUGCGUAUGGCAUGCGCUACGACUAUAUAUGCGGUGACCGGUCUUGUUCUUGGGAGUGCGUCUACUACCAA